This is a messenger RNA of Ornithorhynchus anatinus (platypus), 722 nucleotides long. It is a transcript of the gene PRADC1, whose product is annotated as protease associated domain containing 1. The record is from RefSeq and is a predicted model, not a curated record. NCBI's taxonomy places the organism in Eukaryota, Metazoa, Chordata, Mammalia, Monotremata, Ornithorhynchidae.
GGCGCGGAGCGAGGAGCGAGGAGCGAGGAGCGCGGAGCGAGGAGCGCGGACAUGGGCCCGGGGUUGCGCCGCGCCGGCCGCCGCUGCUGCUGCCUGUGGCUGGGCCUGCUGGCGCCCGCCCUGCUGGCACACGGCCCGCGCGUCCACGAGUACCUGUACUUCCAAGUGCUGAGCCCCGGCGACAUCCGCUACAUCUUCGGCGCCGCCCCGGCGAAGGACUUCGGGGGCGUCUUCGACACCCGCUACGAGCAGAUCUACCUGGUGCCGGGACCCCCCGAGGCCUGCGGCGAGCUCGGCAACGGCGUCUUCGUCCGGGACCAGAUCGCCCUGGUGGAGCGCGGAGGGUGCUCCUUCCUCAUGAAGACCCGGGUGGUGCAGGAACACGGCGGGCGGGCCGUGAUCAUCGCCGACAACGCCUACGACGACGACAGCUUCUACGUGGAGAUGAUCCGGGACGGCACCCGCCGCACGGCCGACAUCCCCGCCCUCUUCCUCCUGGGCAGAGACGGGUACAUGAUCCGCCGAUCCCUGGAGCGGCACGGGCUCCCCUGGGCCGUCAUCUCCAUCCCCGUCAACGUCACCGGCAUCCCCGCCUACGAGCGCCUGCAGCCGCCCUGGACCUUCUGGUAGCCGCCGGGCGAGGGGCGCGAGCCUCCGGGACGCUUCCCGAGACCCCCCCCCCGCCGGCGCGGCCCGGGGGCCCGGGCGGCCCCUCCGUCCGU